Molecule: messenger RNA, 4104 nt
Organism: Peromyscus californicus insignis
Lineage: Eukaryota; Metazoa; Chordata; Mammalia; Rodentia; Cricetidae
Gene: Nkx1-2
Product: NK1 homeobox 2
Exons: 2
Coding region: 1350-2741 (463 amino acids)
Biological process (GO): regulation of transcription by RNA polymerase II; cell differentiation
Cellular component (GO): nucleus
Molecular function (GO): DNA-binding transcription factor activity, RNA polymerase II-specific; RNA polymerase II cis-regulatory region sequence-specific DNA binding
Source: RefSeq, a predicted model, not a curated record
UCCAAACAGAAAACAAAGUAUGUGCAUUCCAGAGGGAUCUGUGAUUUGCAGGUAUUGUCCCUGGGCCCUGCCUCUCAGUUUCUGGGUUGUCUUUUCCCUGAGUUUCACACGGCACAUAUUCCCUUUGGCAGGGGGUGUUCUGGUGGGCUUGGGCUCUGCACUUCCUUCCCUUCACUUUAAAAGCACAAUCCGUCUUUGCUUUAGGACUGGAGCUGGCUUGAAUUUCGGCAAGGCUUUAAAGUCGGCAGGGAAUAUGGUGGCCACCCCUGGGAGGGGCUGAAAGGUUUGAAUGAGAAAAGCUACAAGGAGCUAGCCCCCGAGGAUGCCUCUUUAAUAACAGAUAGGAUUAGUAGCCCCCAGCACUUUAGUGCGAAAGAGUCCCCUCCUCUUCCUACUUCUUACCUGCUCAGACAAUAUUAAUUGCCAAGACAUUGUCUGGGAACCGCAUGGGGCAAAGAAGAAAGGAGCGGGCGGGGUCCGAGGUGGCUCUGGGCAGUGGAGCUAAGUCAGAGAUGCUUCAGAAUUUGCGGCUGAAAUAAAUGACUAAUGUCCACAGCGGUGACAAAAAGAAGGAAUGUCACUAUGGGUGUGGCUAGUGCAACCUUUUCUUUACUGCUGAUGCUUGCUGUUCUCCCUGGAGACUUGGGGGUCAGAUGGGGCCAUUUUAAUCGUAUCUCUUCUCUGAUCUUAAAUUCAAACCAGCGGGCAUCUUUUAACCUUUUCCUUCUUGGGGCUGGGGGAAGAUGGGGGUCAGAAACAGUCAAUUUCUGACGCUAAUGAUGGAAUCUGUGACUGAAGAAGUCCUGAUGGGCAGCGAAAAUGGCACUCUGGGUCACUGAAAGGAGGACAGCUACCUUCAGCAGAGCCACCUGGCCCUGAGCCGGCGGCCCUCCUGGUUAGGCACUGUCAUCUUUACUAUAAACCCCCUUUGACCUCUGACCCUUCUGGCCUUCCAGGUAGAAAGAAAAGUCUCCUGCCCAAGGAGAAUAUUUUGCCUCUAUUUCCCAAGACAGGGGCCGUGCUGAAAAAUCCCUGGCCCAGCCCAGACUCUUGUGGACCGUAGUGACCCUGGGCAGAUAUCAUUGCUCAUCUUUGAACCUCAUUUUCCCGGUUUUUGAAACCCAGACUGUAGUCCCAGGCCACGCCCACCUCAUAGGGAUGCUUAGAAAAUCAAAGGAGUGUGAGAAAGCCCCAGGGCUUUGUAAACUGUAAACACACAGGGCUUUAAAAAUUCGAAGUAAAUGGGCCCGAAGCCGUUACUGUGGUUCACAGAUGGUGCAUGAGAUGCGUCAAGCAUCAUUGUGAAGCGAUCAGUCCUGGCCUCCGUGGCAUCUUCAAGUCAAAGAAAGAUGGCAAGUGCUCUAAGAGAAAUAAGUAAACUUCAGUCAGGCAGAUGUGUAUGUAGAGGGGAUACUGGAGAUGGAAGCCUCCCUCGCGCCCUUCACGAGUCUCCACAGGAUGGGAGGACGCUCGCGCAGCGUGCGACCGCGACCCCUCGAAUCGGGAACGCGCAUUGGCAAGCGAGGGUCCCUCUGGUCCAGGCCAGCUGCCACCGCGCCGCGCGGGAUAGUCCCAAGGCAGCUGCGAACUCGCCCUGCACGUGGCGGGGGUCUGGCCAGUGCAAGUGCCAAUCCGCAAGCAGCCCCCCGCUGCUCUCCUCCCGCCCCGCCUCCUUGCCACCCUCUCCAGCUUCUCUUGGCGGGGAAAAUCUAGUUCGAGACUGGAGCGCUGUGACCGAGACAGAGCUUAAGGCAAGCCCUAGUGCGCCCAUCCCGGACCCCGCGCGGCCAGCCUCCGGUUCGUGGGAGGCGGGCAUGUUGGCAUGGCAGGAUGGCGGGGCCAAGGCGGCCCCUUCUCACCACAAGAUCUCAUUCUCUGUCCUGGACAUCUUGGAUCCACAAAAAUUCACGCGAGCUGCACUCCCGCCGGUGCGUCUAGCUGCCCGGGAAGCCAAGAAAAGUUUAGCGGAGGUGGAAGCAGGGGAGGACGCCAGCCCCGAGUCUACGAUCGGGUCUCAGGAGACCCCUGAUGCCGAGGGCCGAGGCACUGGCCUCGCGUCCCCCCUGGAAGGCUCCGAAGCGGAAGAGGAGGAGGAAGCAGAGGAUGCGGGGCGCGCGCAGCGGCCGGAGCGGCCGGAGCGCUGGCACCGGGUUCACGAGGGCUCUCCAGAGGCCCGGGUGGUGGCCGCGGGAGCGGGGGAGAGCGGUGUGGACGGGCUGCCGGCGUCCCCCGGCUCCCCCGGCUCUCCGCGGCCGCGGCGCCGGCGAUCCGAGCCUAGCUGUGCCAAGCCACGGCGCGCGCGCACCGCCUUCACCUACGAGCAGCUGGUGGCCCUGGAGAACAAGUUCCGAGCCACGCGCUACCUGUCCGUGUGCGAACGCCUGAACCUGGCGCUGUCGCUCAGCCUCACGGAGACGCAGGUCAAAAUCUGGUUCCAGAACCGCAGGACCAAAUGGAAGAAGCAGAACCCGGGGGCCGACGGCACGGUGCAGGCAGGAUGCAGUACGCCGCAGCCUGGGACACCGGGCGCCGUGGCGGGGGCCUGUGGCAGCGGCACCGGGAGCAGUCCUGGCCCACCGGUUCCGGGCGCUCUGCCCUUCCAGACUUUCCCCACCUAUCCCGCGACCAACGUCCUCUUUCCCUCCUCCUCCUUCCCCCUGACGACAGCCGCCACAGGGAGUCCCUUCACCCCUUUUCUUGGGCCCUCCUAUUUGACCCCUUUCUAUGUCCCACACCUAUAAACCCGGUACUCCAGCCGAGUUGGGAUUCGCGAGUGACCAGUAUGGUGGUGUGGACCCCUGCUUCACAGAGGGGCACUGACCGCCCCCUCCUGGUGUGCUGGUGUCUGUGUGCCCCUUCUCUCCAGCUGCUGGUGACGCCACCAGAGGGCGAGGAGAAGCCACCUGCUGGACUCCAUACAGGCCACUAAGGGGUCCAGAAAGUAUCCAGACCAAGGACUCAAAAUCUUCCAGCUUCUGGACGUCGCUCUUCACUUUCAUUCACUUCCGGGGCUCUGUUUUUUUUUUUUUUUUUUUUUAAGGGUCUUGGUAUUCAAUACCAGGCUAAUAAAGGUUCCCAGGAUAGAGACCAGAGGGAGCCAAGAUGCCCUGGGCACCAGCUGCUAGCGCCAAAGACUGAAUAUUUAAAGGUUCUGGUACAUUCCGAGAUGAAGAACUUUCCUUCCUGGUGGUGGAAUUGUCUCAACACAGUACUUCCUCUCAAAUCCUGAGCAGAGCUGGGGCAAGUUGGACCCAAAGCAGAUGCAGCUAUCAAAUGGACUGUUUUCAAGAUGCAUAACUCAGCAUUUCUAGAUCUUCUUAUGAAAUUCAGACUUGAGCCAGUUACUGAUGCUUGUUACCUUAUUUUCUGUGUGCACACGCCACGUGUAUGUACCAGGAAGUUGUUCAGCUUUGUGCCUAGACUGACCUGGAAGAGACACAACUUUGUUGCCUCGCAGGUUUUGAGAGCAGCUUGGAUCGACAACAGCAGUGCCCUAAAUGCAUAAAAAGGACAGUAAAGGGAGUGAUGACCCAAAGGCUAUGGUGAAGUCUGUGUGUGAGCUGUUGUGAUAUGCGCCUUUGUCCGGUCUACACCCUCAUGGACUUCCGAACGGACAAGUUGGAGCAGAGCAAGCUCCACCCACAGGCAUUGCAGUCAGGCAUUUGACUACAUUUUUGGAAGCACAACUGUAACAUUUAGAAUACCUGAGAUGCUGACUUGAAAACAAUUCUUGUUUUAAAUAGUUUUCUCCCCCUCCUCAUGAUGGUGAACAAGCAAAAGCUGUAAGGGGCUGGGAAAGAAACACUUCCCACGUGUAAAGAGCCAUGAAGGCCAAAACCUUGUUGGGAAUAGGCUCAAGGAUAUAUAUGUUUUAAUUGCUGCUUUCUUUGUGUUGUGUGAUAUUUUGUGUUCUGACAAAUAAAGCUUGCUUGGAGUCAGAGGCGGAGCUAGCCACUAGUUAACCAUAGAGGUUUGGAGGACUACAGAGAGAGGGACAGGAAGUGGUAAGGUGGGGCUGAAACAGGAUCUCAGCCCCUUUGGUCCGAGGAAUAGAAGAGGUAGGAAGUCACUGGUGGCUGCUCCCCUACUUCUCUGAUCUUUCAA